AGAGCUUUAGAACUAUUUCGGUCAUGCUUGACAGGUGAGGCAUCACGUUGGGUCGAAGACAAACUCAUAGCAAAUAUGGCCGUCGUAGUGGCCCUGAAUAAUGCUAACAUAACAGCCACUAUGAUCAAUGCACCAGAUGGUACUCUACUACCAGCAUUACCGGGUGGAGCUACUGGCGCCACAGUUAUUCUAGCACAUAAUGUUCAUAUGGAUAAGGAUUGGUCUCUUGCUGGGGGGUGUCCUGUAGACACUGGUACAGCAACUAAUGCACUAAAUGGAGUUUUAAAUAAUAAUAACUAUAUAGUUCUCCCUGAUAUCAAUAUUAGAUCUGAUUUAGUUAGAGAUUACUAUAGAAAGAUAGAUAAAUAUGCUAGCUGGGCCCGAAUAUCUAAUUGUGAAAAAAGAAUACAAUUUAUACGUGGCUUGUUCUCUGAAAACAAGUUAGAAUUGAAGCGAUUAGGUUUAAACAGACCUUUGAAUGAUGAUUUGAUUGAAACCUUGGAACAGAUUGAAAUAGAAAAGAAUGACAUGCUUUUGGAAGAUGUUGAUAGGAUUGUAAAUAGUAAGAUUCAGGCAUUACAACAAUCAACACUAAAUCAAUCACCAGCAUCUUCUUCCGGUCAGAAAAAUAUUACUAAAGCUGAUUUACAAGCCAUAGCUAAAUCCUUGCAAGAGACUAUGUCUCGAGCGACUAAAACUCUAGAUAAUAGUAAAAAAUCAGCUAAUAAGAGAGUGGAAAAUACUGCUGUUAUAUGUUUUUUGAGUGACUUACUAAAAAAAAAACCAUAUAUACACCCUGCCGAUAAAAAUAAUCAUGAUCCUGUAGAUGAUAUUUCAGAUAGUUUAGUGGGAUUAACAUUAAAUAGUGUUAUAAAUACUGCUAUCAAACGUUUGCCUAAAACUUCAUUGGAGGAAACUAUUCGUAAAAUCCUCCAAAAUGAACUUAAAUCAAUUUUUCCUGAUCAUUUCUUUCAAAACUCUAUUAAAGCCAAUAUACCAAAUCAACCGUCUCUAUUCCAGGAAAAGAUAAAAUCUCAAAGCAAUACUUCUUCAAUUGCCAAGAUUAUACCCAAUGUGCAUACACUAAAAGAUAUAAAAAAUAGAGGGCAUAGGCUAGGAAGUGUAUAUGAGCAAGAGCUUGAAAAAAAAUUAAAUUUAGCUAUUGAAUAUAACUCUAAAAUUAAUGAUCUUAGUGAAGAGUUGCAGGCUAAAAUUUCAGAGUAUUCGGAGCAAAAGGAAAAGUUUCACCAAAUUAACGCUGUUGUUAAAAAUAAGAUUAGCCAAAUAGAUGCAGUUAAUACUAGGCUUAGAUCCCAAAUUACUUCUGAAUGGAUGUCCCAAGCGAUCUUGGCCCAGAAAGCAUCAUCCCUCGAUAAGAUCAAGAUUCUUUCUCUCGAAGCUAAGAUAGGUGAAUUAGAAGCUGAAGUGAAGCACCUGGAACUAGAACGUGUAGGUUCCCCAUCACAUGCAUCCCAAGGUUCAGGAGAGACGGGUAAAAGAGGAUUUAAAUUCAAAAAACAUGAAAUAGAAUGUAUAGAAAAAGGAAUAGAGGCAACAGAUGUCAUAUAUAAACGGGAAUUAGAUAGAUUGUCUUCUGUGCAAUUAAAUUUAAUAGAGGAAAAUUCUUACCUCCAAGGUUUAGUGUUAAAGAAAGAUAAUGAAACGGUCCCAGAAGGAUCAGCUGAGCAUGUGCUUCCCUUUACGAGUGAUGCAAAAGAAAAAGAGAGUGAACAGGUUCUAAAAGAAUCACAACUUUCCACUCUUAACCCUCCACCCUCUCAAAUAUUUUCUUUAGGUGGUGCAGAAGCCGAGUCUUUACUAACAACUACUCUUACUAUUGUGGGUUUCUUAAUGAUGCCAAUGAUAAUAUAUUCCAUACUUACCUUACUACUGAUUGCAAUUAUAUAG
This is a messenger RNA of Dentiscutata erythropus, 1908 nucleotides long. The record is from the annotation of a GenBank genome assembly. Lineage: Eukaryota; Fungi; Glomeromycota; Glomeromycetes; Diversisporales; Gigasporaceae.